CGGGGCUCCUCGCCCCGCCCCACUUCUCCGCCCCCUCCCCUUUGCUGGGGAGCCGGUACCGGCCUGCGCCGGGAAGAGGCUCUGGCAGCCUGAGCGGGAGGUGGCGGGGGGCCACGGAGCCGCUGGCCACUGACUCGCUUCGCCAUGUGACGCUGCCCUCCGCCCAGGGACCCCCAUCGAGCCCCCGGCCCGCGCCCGCGCUGGAUCGCGCCGGGCACCAUGCUUCUGCCGGGCCAUGCGCGCCCGCCGCCCGCGCCGCAGCCCGCGCAGCAUCCUGGACUCCGCAGGCAGGUAGAGCCUCCCGGGCAGCUCCUGCGCCUCUUCUACUGCACUGUCCUGGUCUGUUCCAAAGAGAUCUCAGCGCUCACGGACUUCUCUGCAAGCUGCGAGGAAUGGACAUUCCCUGACAGUAUCGGCUCCCCUUCCGUGGGCUGUGGGGAAGAGUGGAUUUGCCGGGAUCACAGAAGUCUGCGAACCACGGGGGGAAGUGGUUACCUAACCAAACUCCUGCAGAACCACACCGCCUAUGCCUGCGAUGGGGACCAUUUGAAUCUACAGUGCCCUCGGCAUUCUACGAUAAGUGUCCAGUCGGCCUUCUAUGGGCAAGAUUACCAAAUGUGUAGCACCCAGCAGCCUGCCUCCCAGAGGGAAGACAGCUUAACCUGCGUGGCACCCACAACACUGCAGAAGGUGCUGGAUGAAUGCCAGAACCAGCGUGCCUGCCAUCUCCUGGUCAAUAGCCGUGUUUUUGGACCUGACCUUUGUCCAGGAAGCAGUAAAUACCUCCUGGUCUCCUUUAAAUGCCAGCCAAAUGAACUAAAAAACAAAACCGUGUGUGAAAACCAAGAGCUGAAGCUGCACUGUCACCCAUCGAAGUUUCUCAACAUCUACUCUGCGAGCUACGGCAGGAGGACCCAGGAGCCAGACAUCUGCUUCUCAGAAGCAGAGCGGCUCCCCCCGUUUGACUGUCUGUCUUACUCAGCUUUGCAAGUGUUAUCCAGGAGGUGCUACGGGAAGCAGAGAUGCAAAAUCAUCGCCAACAAUCACCAUUUCGGGAGCCCGUGUCUGCCAGGAGUGCAAAAAUACCUCUCCGUCACCUAUGCCUGUGUUCCCAAGAACAUACUCACAGCGAUCGAUCCAGCCGUUGCUAAUCUGAAACCUUCUUUGAAGCAGAAAGACAGUGAAUAUGGUAUAAACUUUGACCCAAGCGAAACGAGGGUUCUGAGGAAAGACGGAGUUAUUGUUAGCAACUCUCUGGCUGCCUUUGCCUACAUCAGAGGAGAAAGUCUGCCAGCGCCAGAUUUCUGUUUUGAGGGAGUUUGCUGCAUCGUUAUUUCCCAAAGCGGGAGUGCUAGGACCUCAAGGGAUACAUAACUACAAAAUGGGGACAAUAAUGGCCCUUUCCGCGCAGGGGUAAGGUAAGGAUUCACCUUAUGGCGGGACUUGGGCCAGAAUACGUGGUGCAAAUUAGCAUUGGUUCUGUUAUUCUUACGCAAUCAUUUGGAUGUGGGAAGAACUACUAGAAACUUCUGCGUACAUUUAUUUUUUAAUCUAAAAGACAUCAAGCUUUGCUAGCAUCUACUGUAUUCGUAGGACAUUCAUGUACGUAUACUUUAUAUAUAAAUUAAUUUUUCAUAAUUCGCUGCUACCACUAAUACUAGUGAACUGUUUAUUGAGCGCUUACUACGUGUCAGUGAAUGUUCCGAGAGUGUUACAGGAAUGCACUCUUUGGCAGGAAGGUGCUAUUAGCCCCAUUUUACAUAUGAGGAAACUGAGGCACAGAGGGGUUAUGUAACCAGCCAACAGUCACGCAGCUAAUAAGUGGCAGAUCGUAGUUUGCACUCGGGGGG
Molecule: messenger RNA, 1850 nt
Organism: Felis catus (domestic cat)
Lineage: Eukaryota; Metazoa; Chordata; Mammalia; Carnivora; Felidae
Gene: EVA1C
Product: eva-1 homolog C
Exons: 9
Coding region: 220-1374 (384 amino acids)
Cellular component (GO): extracellular region
Molecular function (GO): heparin binding; carbohydrate binding
Source: RefSeq, a predicted model, not a curated record